GUGAUGACGUCAUCAGACCGUCAUCAUCAAGCAAGUGAACAACGUCAACGAAGUCCGAGAACUAAAUACAAUUUGAUCAAGAUAGGGGUUCCGUACGAGGUGUGUCACCAUGUUUUCUCUUCUCUAUGGGUUAUGGCAGUUCAUGUUCAGACGAGAUGAGUUCUUUAUUCUCAUCCUUGGUUUAGACAACGCUGGUAAAACGACCUUCUUAGAACAAGCACAGAUGCAAUUUGUGAGGGGAUACAAGGCUAAGGCACUGGACAAAAUUACUACCACUGUUGGCCUAAAUAUUGGAAAGAUUGAUACCUCAUCAAUUCGGUUGAUGUUCUGGGACCUCGGUGGGCAAGAGGAGCUGCAGGCAUUGUGGGAUAAGUAUUAUGCUGAAUCUCAUGGAUUGAUCUAUGUAGUAGAUUCCUCAGACCCUGGUAGGUUAGAAGAAUCAAGAAUAGCUUUUGAGCAGAUGUUAGAAAGUGAAGCAUUGAUGGGAGUACCUCUUCUUGUCUUAUCAAACAAACAAGAUGUCGAGGGUCAUCUUCCGGCAGAAGAAGUGAAGAAAGAAUUCAACAAGACAGCGAAGCUGAUGGGUCACAGAGCGUGUCGGUUACAACCAGUAUCUGCAUUAACUGGAGAAGGAGUUCAUGAAGGUAUUGCAUGGCUUGUAGAUAGUGUCAAACACAACGCACCAUGGAGACCGCCUAGGGAAGCAGAAAUUCAUUGAAUACCUGGGAACCAUCCAAAUACCAAGGAUUUAAUGUCAACAGCGCCCCCUUCUGGCAUAUCACAGCCAAUCAUUCAUCUCCCCAUCUACAUGUUUAUAAAGGAGGCUUCACAUAAAUAAAUCGAUUUGGGCUUUUGAAAGAAAUUUGCUAGUAAUCGCAUUUCACUUUUAUAUCCUCAAAUGAUGCAAUUAUUGCAAGUUAUUGCAAAGCCAUCAUACAACUCCAGACCAGGCACAAGCCUAGCAUUU
Molecule: messenger RNA, 967 nt
Organism: Lytechinus variegatus (green sea urchin)
Lineage: Eukaryota; Metazoa; Echinodermata; Echinoidea; Temnopleuroida; Toxopneustidae
Gene: arfrp1
Product: ADP-ribosylation factor-related protein 1-like
Exons: 8
Coding region: 110-718 (202 amino acids)
Biological process (GO): protein localization to organelle; Golgi to plasma membrane protein transport; intracellular protein transport
Cellular component (GO): Golgi apparatus
Molecular function (GO): GTP binding; GTPase activity
Source: RefSeq, a predicted model, not a curated record